This is a messenger RNA of Cuscuta epithymum, 1863 nucleotides long. Lineage: Eukaryota; Viridiplantae; Streptophyta; Magnoliopsida; Solanales; Convolvulaceae. The record is from the annotation of a GenBank genome assembly.
UUAUACUCGACCAAAUAAGGUGCAUGAGGUGUCCUUGGAUAGCCUUUGAAGUCUAGUUUCUUAUUUGAGUGGUCUCUGUUCAAGAAGGGAGAGUUUAUCCCACAAAACCCGAGCUGGAGUGAACUGCUGUCUGUAAACUCGAGCAGUGAGAGUGCUGAAGCUGUUUGGAUGAUAUCUAGAGUUACACAAAUCCAAUUAGGGCGAGUAAGAUACCAAAAGAAAUCUCUCAAGACUAGGAAUCCGUGAAGGUCUGGUUUGCAUCAAUCGGAGUAGUGGAAGGAUUCCAAAUCGUCCGAGCAAAACGCAACCUCGCAGAAACGGAUCUACACUUCUAAAGUUAGAUACUAACCUAGAGCAAAUCUUGGAAAACUAGGAAACGAGUUAACCGGAAAACACCCAUUCUAGGGGCUGUUUUUGUAUCGACGAUUAGGGGUUGAACUAGCACUUUGAGGAGGCUGUUUAACACUCAUUUAUAAGCAAGGAAUCAGUUCUCAAGCUCCCUUGGCCGAGGCUUUGGUCAUUGGAUCGAGAAGGAAAGUUUUAAAGCUCAUUUGAGGUUGAGGCUAGAGCUUGCAUCCUGUGCUCGUUGAUCGAGUGAUCCCUCGGAGAGAAGACUUGGUUCGUGCUUCCUCCAUUCUAUUUGAAACAUUAAUAAAUUUGCUCAUGGAUAUUUUACUAUAGAGCCUGCGUGCUCAUGAAUAGCCCUGUGUGGCUCUUUUGUUUUAAACAAUGUUUCCGCUGCGUUAUGAAUUACUUAUUAUGUUUGUUUAUGAAUGUUAUGUGUGUGAAUGAUAUUCAAGACGCCUUGUAUAAUAUGAAUGCGUUGGACUGUGGUUGACUAUUCGUACUGUACGGCGGGUUGUUGACGUGUCCGGGGAGGUCCGGGGCGUGACAAUAUACUCCAUCACUCGUUUGCUAGUUCAAUCACUCAGCCUGGUUUCUUCUCAUCAACGACUAUGGCUCCAAUCUCCGGCGCGAUUGGCACUCCGAUUAUGCGGCCGAGAAGCUCUGCCUUAUUCACCGACUUCCCUCCUCCUCCGGUGUUCUCUGGUGCCGAGCCAUAUUCCCUUUUCUAGUCACUCCCCCCGCGAUUUCCAUGGGAGCCGGCACGAGUUCAGUCUCCUGGAAUGACUCCACCACCUCCGGUCGCCUCCUCCUUCUCAGGCUCAUCCUUCUCUGGCUCUCCAGGCAUACUUUGACCCCCAGAUCAGACCGGUUUUUGUUCCCCGAUGGCAUCUCUCGCUCAAUCUGUGUCCCAUAUUACCACUGUUUCACAGAUAGUCACCAUCAAAUUAAAAGCCGUGGAAGACUACCUCACUUGGCGUACUCAGUUUGAAUCCUUCUUGGUCUCUCAAAGAUUGUUUGGCAUUGUUGACGGAUCUAUUCAGGUACCCCCAAUGUAUACUGUUGAUCUUGAUAAUCGUCCAGUUCCCAAUUCCGAGUACUAUUAUUGGUUACGUGUAGAUCAAACAAUUCGUUGUUGGCUAUUUGCUACAUUAACUCGAGAUGUUUUAGUUGAUGUUCAUGACUUAAAACAUUCUGCUGCUAUCUGGGCUAGACUUCAACCUAGAUUCAUGUCUGCCAGUUUACCCCGGUGCAUGGAACUUAAACGAUUAUUGUCAACAAUUAAGAAGAAAGAAACUCAGUCUAUGGAACUUUAUUUGAGAGAUAUCAAGAAUUUAGUGGAUCCCCUUGCUGCAAUUAACUCCCCUGUUUCGGAUAAAGAGCUUCUCCAAUCUAUUUUGGCUGGCUUGGGACCGGAAUAUCGAUCCCUAGUCACAACUGUCUCUUUAUUUACGGACCAAUUUCCCUUUGAUAUUUUGCAACACUGACUUCUUGAAGAAGAACAACGUGUUCUUUAUG